Molecule: messenger RNA, 705 nt
Organism: Caretta caretta (loggerhead turtle)
Lineage: Eukaryota; Metazoa; Chordata; Testudines; Cheloniidae
Gene: POP7
Product: POP7 ribonuclease P/MRP subunit
Biological process (GO): tRNA 5'-leader removal
Cellular component (GO): nucleolar ribonuclease P complex; nucleus; ribonuclease MRP complex
Molecular function (GO): nucleic acid binding
Source: RefSeq, a predicted model, not a curated record
GGGUUGUAUGAACGUUCCAUGCGCGCGCAGGGCCGGGGUGGAGGCGGAAGCGGAAGCGGAAGCGGCGGCUCGGCCUGCGCUGGGGACACAGGGAGACCCAUGGCGGAGCCGGCGCCCCCCACGGCGGAGCUGGCCCUGCGGCGCCGCCUGCCCCCCCGGCUGCCCCGGCGCCCAGGCGACGUCUACGUCAACAUGAAGACGGACUUCAAGGCCCAGCUGAGCCGGUGCCAGAAGCUCCUGGGCCCGGCGGGCGGCUGCGCCGAGAUCUGCAUCCACGGCCUGGGCCUGGCCAUCAACCGGGCCAUCAACAUCGCGCUGCAGCUCCAGGCGGCCGGCGCCGGUGGCCUGCGGCUGGCCGCCAACACCUCCACCGUGGAGCUGGCCGACGGGCUGGAGCCCCAGGGCGACGAGGACGGGCGCCCGCCGCUGGCCCGGGCCCGCAACAACUCCGCCAUCCACAUCCGGGUGUGCCGGGCCUCGCCCCCGCCCUGAGGGAGCCGAGCCGGGGCGCGGAGCCUGGCCCCCCCUCCCGGCACGGAGCCUGCUCCCCGAAAGCCCUGCCCCGGCGCAGAGCCGGGCCCCAGAGCCUGGCCCCCUCCCGGCACGGAGCCUGCUCCCCGAAAGCCCUGCCCCGGCGCAGAGCCAGGCCCCAGAGCCUGGCCCCCUCCCGGCACGGAGCCUGCUCCCCGAAAGCCCUGCCCCCGC